Messenger RNA from Onychomys torridus (southern grasshopper mouse), 6296 nucleotides. It is a transcript of the gene Npas4, whose product is annotated as neuronal PAS domain protein 4. Gene Ontology annotation, biological process: regulation of transcription by RNA polymerase II. The transcript is spliced from 8 exons. Lineage: Eukaryota; Metazoa; Chordata; Mammalia; Rodentia; Cricetidae. The record is from RefSeq and is a predicted model, not a curated record. Bases 2716 to 5580 code for a protein of 954 amino acids. Gene Ontology annotation, molecular function: DNA-binding transcription factor activity, RNA polymerase II-specific; protein dimerization activity; RNA polymerase II transcription regulatory region sequence-specific DNA binding.
UCAGUUGCUCAAGCAUCCUAUAGCAGGAGGGCAGAGCUGCUGGGAAUCUCUUGUACACCCACAUCUACACACACACACACACACACACACACACACACACACACACACAGACCCCCAAAGCCCCUUUCUCAACUCACUCCUUGCCCACUUUCCCAUAACAAAAGGCUGUGAUGCCUCCCCCAUCUCAGGCUUCCAAUUCUGUUCUGCUGCUGCCGCUGCCUGCCGCUUGGGGGGAGAGAGUGGGGUGACUCAGCCAGGCCAGGAUGACUCAUACUGACAGUAUUUUUAGCAGCGGCCAGGAGCUCUCUAGCGUGCCAGCCGCCCCCUCCUCCUGCCUGCUAUUUCAGAACCGUCACUGGUGAUAUAAAUAGCUCUUCUCCCACGGCCUGAAGCUGCUGCCAGGCUAUUUUUGGUUCUGCACAGUUAAAAAUAGUUUCGUGGAGGUGGGAGGCAAGAAGAGUGGGAGCUGGCCUGGGGAGAGGAGACAUUGGGGGCACACAGAGCUUCUCAACUUGAAUCAGAGUAGUCAAACUAGGAUGAUCCCUCCUCUACCCCCUCCCAUGUCCCUUUCUAGACCCUUCUCCCCUUCCGAAGUUCCUUAUCCCUAGUCCAUUCCUGUGGAAAAAGCCAAGGAGUCUUCCCUUAAGCCUAAUUCUCUUCCCUAGCUCAACUAUUUCCUACAGAAGUUCUGACCCCCACCCCCGUAAAUAGCCCAUAUAUAUUCUCAGGGAAGAGGAUGGCAGCUGCAUCCUGUCACCCUUGUCCAUCACGAGGCCCACCUCUGCUUUGAUGUAACAGGCAGGCCAUGGCCUAUCUGAUUGGCAAGGCAAUAUUCAGCACCACGGACAGUAGCCACCAUGCGGCGUUUUCCCAGGGCUGCUCCAACUGCUUGGGAGACCAGCAGGACCCAGCAGAGACAACUUAUUAUGGAGGAGAUACCAAGAAUGUCCGCUAGCCGAGGCUUAAAGCAUCUGUCUGUAAGGAAGACAGGCUAGGGAUGAGCCUCAGUGAUAGAAUGCUUGUCCAGCGUGCACAAAGCCCUGGUUCCAUCCUCAGCUGUAAGAAACAAACAAAUCCACUUGCCACGUGAUGAUUUAAGUAGAUGCUUUCUAUCUCUACCAAAAUGGAACAAAACACCAGGAAAGGGUCUCUACAACCAUGCACCUCUUCUCUCCCCCCCCAUCUCCCCACCCACCCACCUCUCACCUUUGGCAUCUCUAGGGAUUGAACUCAAGCCUUGAGCAUGCUAAAAGUGUGCUCUACUACUAAGUCAUAGUCCCAUUCCUGAAUGCACCCUCUCCCAACACCCCCUUCUCCUCACUCCACAUUGCUUCUCUUGCAAACACCCCUUUCCAGGAGGAAUGAGGGUUUUCUUGACCACAAACUUUUCUCUUUGGUGUCAAAGUUCAUUUUUACCUCUGUGACUUCUGUCCCUAUCCCCAGCUUUUUAAAUGUUCUUUUUUUUUCCAGCCCUAAAAGUGUUUUUACACAUUCCUACUCUAAAUGAAAUUUCAGGCAAAAAGUUUCAAUAGACCAUCGCUUUCUCCUUUUGUGAGGCUGAUAAAAAUAAAGGGCACCCAUUCCCUCUGUAGAGAGCAGUCAUAUAGUGACUAGAGAGAGGGGCGGGGUGACGCAAAGGCCACCCUAUGGAGGGAGGUAAGCCGGACAGAAAUAGCUAAUUAGACCAAAGGUGCAGUUUUCAGGGGUCUAGGGGUCCACAAAUUCCCAACAUUCAGGGGUUUAGGGGUCCACAAAUUCCCAACAUUCAGUAGAGGAAGAAAAAAAAAAGGAAAUGCGCACACACACACACACACACACACACACACACACACACACACUGGAGAGUGGAAAGGCAGAACGAGGAGCUUGGCGCUAAAAAUGGAGCAAGAAUUGGAGGGAGAUGGGAAGGGGAGCCUGGCAGAAUUAAAGGGUCUUAGGUAGGUGCAGCAGUCACGGAGACUCAGCAGACCCUGGCUUCUUAGCUGCCUCCCCCUCUUCCUCGCCGGAGCGGUGGGGGAGCUCUCGGGAGCAGUGCGGAGGCCGCUUGGCCCCGCCCGCCGCCGCCGCCGCCGCCGCCGCCGGAGGAUUCCUGUCCUAAUAUGGAGCUGGGAUUCCCCCAGCCCCGCCCCCGCCCCCAGCCCGCCCGAGAGACUGGGCUCGCAAGAGGGCGGGGGAACAGCUCUCUCCGGGGGCUGGCAAGCGGGAGAGGGUGCGGGGAGGCCCAAAUGUAGAUCCAGAUCCUCACCAGGCCCUGGGUCCUUGCCUCAGUUUCCCCUACAGGUGACUAAUAAGGUUAGUUAGUUAACAUAAGGUGUCCCUAUGCUGCCCUGGAUAUAUGAUCAAGGCCGAAUUCAUCUGGUCUCUUCCUCACAGGAAUACCAUUGCAUCCUAGAGAUUUAGACCAUCAGGCCAGGGCUUGGAGGGGAGGAAGGAAUUAUUUAUUUGAAAGUGGCUAAGGGAUUUUCAGAUUGAAUAGACCCCAGCAAGGACCUCCGGUUGUGACCUACCCCGUUCCCCAAACCUAAGGAAAGUUCCUCAUGUGACUUUGAUCUUUGCGCGGCAGAUAGAGGCAAAUUCGCAGAGGUCCCUUCCCCUUCCUGUCCUUUGCCUCCUUAGAAAAAAAUCAGUGUUGGUAUCCGCCGGUCCUAGACCUCUGGCAAACUCCCCGGUCGAGGGCUUCAGCCCACCCUAACCCGUGCACUGUCCCCCCUCUCGAUGGAAUGCAAUGGGAAACCUGGGUCCCUGCACUCCACGCCUGGCUCUGCACAGCUCUCGCCAGCCGGCCCCCUCCGCAGCCUCCUUCUCCCCCCUUCCCCCGCCCCCUCCCUCUCCUGUUCGACGUCACAAGAUGACGUAGGGAGCCAGGGAGGGAGGAGGAGCGCCCCCCCUCCCCAGCCAGUGGCUCCCGCUGCAGCUUGCUUUAGCCCAGCCUCCCGCCUCCCGCUCCCCCCUCCGUCUCUAAAACGAGCCCCCCACGCCUGCCAGGAGCUAUAUAAGGCGGAUCGAGGCAGGCGAGGGGGGCAGCGCUGCCGAGCGGAGCCCAGGAGUGGAGCGGGAGCGAACGAGAGCCUGAGCGAAAGACUGGGAAGCAAGCAAGAGGAAGCCUCCGGUGCAUCGGAACAGGAUCGCAGGUGCUCGGGAGCCGGAGCUGGAGCUCCACAGCCGGCAGUCAUGUACCGAUCCACCAAGGGCGCCUCCAAGGCGCGCCGCGACCAGAUCAACGCCGAGAUCCGGAACCUCAAGGAACUGCUGCCGUUGGCUGAAGCGGACAAGGUCCGGCUGUCCUACCUGCAUAUUAUGAGUCUUGCCUGCAUCUACACUCGCAAGGGUGUCUUCUUUGCUGGAGGCGCUCCUCUGGCUGGCCCCACGGGGCUUCUCUCAGCUCAAGAGCUUGAAGACAUCGUGGCAGCACUCCCUGGAUUUCUGCUUGUGUUCACAGCUGAGGGGAAGUUGCUGUACUUGUCUGAGAGUGUGAGCGAGCAUCUGGGCCACUCAAUGGUGGACCUGGUUGCCCAGGGUGACAGUAUCUACGAUAUCAUUGACCCUGCUGACCAUCUGACUGUUCGCCAGCAGCUCACCAUGCCCUCUGCUCUGGAGGCUGAUCGCCUUUUCCGUUGCCGAUUCAACACUUCCAAGUCCCUCCGGCGCCAGAGUGCAGGCAACAAACUGGUGCUUAUUCGAGGUCGAUUCCAUGCUCACCCACCUGGGGCCUACUGGGCAGGAAACCCCGUGUUCACAGCUUUCUGUGCCCCACUGGAGCCAAGACCCCGCCCUGGCCCUGGCCCUGGCCCUGGCCCUGGUCCUGCUUCACUCUUCCUGGCCAUGUUCCAGAGUCGGCAUGCUAAGGACCUAGCCCUCCUGGACAUCUCUGAAAGUGUUCUAAUCUACCUGGGCUUUGAGCGCAGCGAACUGCUCUGUAAAUCAUGGUAUGGACUGCUACACCCUGAGGACCUGGCCCACGCUUCUUCUCAACACUACCGCCUGUUGGCUGAAAGUGGAGAUAUUCAGGCAGAAAUGGUAGUGAGACUUCAAGCCAAGCAUGGAGGCUGGGCAUGGAUUUACUGCAUGCUGUACUCAGAAGGUCCAGAAGGCCCUAUUACUGCCAAUAACUAUCCUAUCAGUGACUCGGAAGCCUGGAGCCUCCGACAGCAGCUCAGCUCUGAAGACACCCGGGCAGCCUACGUCCUAGGAACACCAACCAUGCUGCCCUCAUUCCCCGAGAACGUCUUCUCCCGGGAGCAGUGUCCUAACCCAGUCUUUAUGCCAGCCCUGGGGCGUCCCAGAAGCACCACCUUCCCCAGGGCACCUGAACUAGGUGUGAUCUCAACAUCAGAAGAGCUUCCCCAACCCCCCAAAGAGCUGGACUUCAGUUACCUGCCAUUCCCUUCUAGGCCUGAGCCUUCUCUCCAAGCAGACCUGAGCAAGGAUUUGGUGUGUACUCCACCUUACACACCCCACCAGCCAGGAGGCUGUGCCUUCCUCUUCAGCCUCCAUGAACCAUUCCAGACUCACUUGCCCACUCCAUCCAGCUCUCUCCAAGAGCAGCUGACUCCAAGCACCAUGACAUUCUCUGAUCAAUUGACACCCAGCAGUGCAACUUUCCCAGACCCACUGACCAGUUCACUGCAAGGACAGUUGACCGAAACCUCAGCCAGAAGCUAUGAAGACCAAUUGACUCCAUGCACCUCUACCUUCCCAGACCAGCUGCUUCCCAGCACUGCCACAUUCCCAGAACCUCUGGGUAGCCCUGCCCAUGAGCAGCUGACUCCUCCCAGCACAGCCUUCCAAGCACAUCUAAACAGUCCCAGCCAAACCUUCCCAGAGCAACUGAGCCCCAAUCCUACCAAGACUUACUUCGCCCAGGAGGGAUGCAGUUUUCUCUAUGAGAAGUUGCCCCCAAGUCCUAGCAGCCCUGGUAAUGGGGACUGCACACUCCUGGCCCUAGCUCAGCUCCGGGGGCCCCUCUCUGUGGAUGUUCCCCUGGUGCCUGAAGGCCUGCUCACACCUGAGGCCUCUCCAGUCAAGCAAAGUUUUUUCCAGUACUCUGAGAAAGAGCAAAAUGAGAUAGAUCGUCUCAUCCAGCAGAUCAGUCAAUUGGCUCAAGGCAUGGACCGGCCCUUUUCAGCUGAGGCUGGCACUGGGGGGCUGGAGCCACUUGGAGGACUGGAGCCCCUGAACCCCAACUUGUCCCUGUCAGGGGCUGGACCCCCUGUGCUUAGCCUGGAUCUGAAGCCCUGGAAAUGCCAGGAGCUGGACUUCCUGGUUGACCCUGAUCAUUUAUUCCUGGAAGAGACGCCAGUGGAAGACAUCUUCAUGGAUCUCUCUACUCCAGACCCCAAUGGGGAAUGGGGUUCAGGGGAUCCUGAGGCAGAGGUCCCAGGAGGGGCCCUGUCACCUUGCAACAACCUGUCCCCAGAAGAUCACAGCUUCCUGGAGGACUUGGCCACCUAUGAAACCGCCUUUGAGACAGGUGUCUCAACGUUCCCCUACGAAGGGUUUGCUGAUGAGUUGUAUCAACUCCAGAGCCAAGUUCAAGACAGCUUCCAUGAAGAUGGAAGUGGAGGGGAACCAACGUUUUGAAUAAGUCUGUGACUUAACGUCGUCAAGUAUGGCAUAUUGUCAUCAAGACGUGGAGCCGCUCUCCACCCCCCCCGGGACUGUUGGGGGGAUUCUGGGGGCCAGAGGGGGAUAUAUCUGAUUCUCCAGGCCCUGAAGGAUUUAGGGGGGGGGGGGGAGGGUAAGGGAGGGGAGCAACUUUUUAAAAUCAAGGGACUUCGAGCGAUCCCAGUUUCCAUUUCAAUCUGUAUUCACUCGUAGUGAGCUUCCUUGAAUGGAUUUCAAGCGGAGAAUGGGGGAGUCUCACUUCCCCACCGCGCUGCCCCAUGGGCCUGGGCCAGUUCUCCACUCCUAGGGGCCGAGCCACCUCUGGGUUUUGGUGGGGGAAAGGCAUGGCCCACCUGGGGCUAGCCUGUGCCCCGAGGGGCUCUUGACACCCACGUAGAAUUCUCUACAAAGCAGUAACGGGAUUUCAAUUCCGACGGACUCUGCCGCCCUGGCGGCCCUUCCUGUGACUUUUGCGCCCCGCGCCUGGGGUGGGGGGCGCGAAGAGACGCUACAUUCCUUUCCGAUGGAGGAAGGCAGAUCUGCCGUCACACGUGUGUUUGCACGAGUGCGUGUACCUGGUGCGGGACUCACCCGGCCGCCAGACUGCCUGGGCUUGCCCAGGUGGCCACCUCGUGGUGCUGCGGUGACUUUGUAGCCAACUUUAUAAUAAAGUCCAGUUUGCCUUUUUGGUA